AUGGCCCGCUCGCUGCGGGGCGACCUCGUCGAGCGGCGCGCCGAGUGGAUGCGGCUCGGCGUGCCUGCCCUUAUGUACACGGCGCAAAACUUCUUGCUCUUUGUGGGGGCGGCCAACCUCGACGCCUCGGCGCAGCAGCUCGCCUACCAGACCAAGAUCCUCUUCACGGCCCUCUUCGCACGCACGCUGCUCGGCACGCGGCUCGGCUCGGCGCAGUGGCUGUCGAUGCUCCUCCUCGUGCUCGGCGUGCUGAACAUACAGCUCGCCCUCUUCUCGGCGCUGAUCGCCCUCGCCGCGCUGUUCGCCUCGGGCGAGCUGCUUGGGAGGAGGCGGCGGCUGCUGCACGGCUUCACCGCGAUGACGUGGGCCGUGGUGCUCAUGCAGUCGGCGGGCGGCAUCGUCGUCGCCGUCACCAUCAAGGUGUCUGUCAUCCUCGGCGCGUUGGGGUCGCACGUGCUCUUUGGUCUGCAGCUCACCUCGACCUACCUGCUCGGCAUCUUCCUCGUCCUCACCGCCAUGGCAGCGUGCCUAUCGGCGUGGGGGUCGCUUUCGCGCGUCUGUGGCCGUUGUACGGGCUGCGAGCGCAGCGACGAGGAGGCGGCGCUGCUGCGACGAGGAAAGGCGCCCAGCCCGCUAGAGGCCCCGGCGGCGGAGAAUGGCCAAGAGCGAGACAAAGCGUGA
Messenger RNA from Emiliania huxleyi CCMP1516, 681 nucleotides. RefSeq lists its product as hypothetical. Gene Ontology annotation, cellular component: Golgi membrane. Lineage: Eukaryota; Haptophyta; Isochrysidales; Noelaerhabdaceae. Gene Ontology annotation, molecular function: pyrimidine nucleotide-sugar transmembrane transporter activity. The record is from RefSeq and is a predicted model, not a curated record. Bases 1 to 681 code for a protein of 226 amino acids. Gene Ontology annotation, biological process: pyrimidine nucleotide-sugar transmembrane transport. The transcript has 5 exons.